AUGUCAGAUCUAUCAACAAAUGGUAGGUCCAUAUUGAAUAAUAUAGAUUGUCAGAAUCAUACCAAUUCACGCCCAAAACUUCAACCAGUACGGGUGAAAGAGUUGUUGCAUUUAUGUGAAAGUGAUGAUGACGAAAGUGAAGAUAAACCACAAGAUUCUGAUAUUGAAUCAGAUUCUGAUGACCCUCAGUCUUUAUCACAAGAUGAUUGUAUUGAAGAUGUUUUUAAUAAAUCAUCAUCCAUGCAUAACAUAACAUAUGAUAAUGAGAUAAAAACAGCUUGUGAAAUUUCACAUACAAUUGUUUCUUCAGAAGCUGAAAAAUCUGUAUCAGUCAAUAAUAUUACAGAAUGUACAUCAGAAAAUAAAUCUGUAUUUCAUGAACAUGAUUAUAAUGAGAAAAGUGAAAAAAAUAUAGAGUGUGAACAAUCAAAUCAGAUGCAAUUAAGUAUUGAAAUUCAUACAGAAGAAAAGAUUGCUCAAACUGAACACAAAAAUAAACAUGUUACUAAUAUGGAUAUUAAAAAAUCAUUAAAUCAGGAGCAACCACAUAAAAGUGAACUUCAAUCUUUUGACCAACAAUGUUCUUCUAAAAUAAACAAUAAUAGUGAUUCCAAUGCUUUUGUAUUUCAACAUUCUGGAUAUGUAUUACAAUCUGGAGUACAUAACAUACAAAAUGCAAAUAUCAACAGAGGAACAUUAGCAUUAAAGUCAAUACCAAAUGAAGAAGAAACCCAUCAUGAAAGUGUAUCUUCUGCUUAUAAAGCAUUAACAUCAGAUAUAGGAUUAUCUGUAAAUUCUACUGAUCAGUGGGUUUUACAAACACCUUUAAAACAUGCACCAGUUAAUUCUACACAUCCAGAUCCAUGUUUCUCUCGAAGAAAUAUUAUUCAUACACCACAAAACAAAUUAUCUGAUAUACCUAAUAAUCAUGGGCUAACUCCAGCUACAACUUCAUCUCAUUGGUUUCAGAAUAGUGUAAAGCAAACCCCAUUGCAAAAUAGAAGUAAUAAUUUGAAAAAUUCUGUACAAACUCCAGACAACACUGUUUAUUUUACACUAAGUAAUGGAAAACAUGAAACACCAAAGUAUUUAAAUACAAAUGGUAUGGUAAGAAGACCUUUAGUAGAUACAGCAGGUUUCACACAGAAGGAUGCUUCAGGAAAACGUUUGCUUCAAGGGUUUCAGCUUUCCAAAGUAAACGAAAUAACACCUACUGCUCAGGCUAAACUAACCAGUAAAAAUUUAGACAACAAAAUAAGUUUAUCACGACAAGUAUUUCAAACCUCAGAAAAUGUUGUGCAUUUGGAAUCAGAUGUUAAUGAAGAAUUGAAAGAAAAUAGAUACUCAAAUAUAGACAAUGCAUUGGUGAAUAAAGAAAUAAAUAAAGCAUCAAAUAGUAAAUAUGUUUCUCAUUAUCCUAAAGAUAGCAAAGAAAUCUUAAAAGCAGUGUGCAAUCAUUCUCAAAAACAACAUUCAGAGGCUAAUAACAAAAAUCAGCAACAAGAGUUAAAAGAAACAGUAGAUAAUGCAUCAAAUGUACAAUUUUCAAUGCCAUAUAACAUUUCUAAAUCAAGGCAAAGCAAAACUAUUUUUGUAAAAGGAAAAGAGUAUUUGGUCUUAGGUACACUUGGUCAUGGUAUGAGUGGAGAAGUUUUAAGAGUGCAAAACUUAUCCUCUCUUGAAUUAUGUGCUAUUAAGUGUGUUAAUCUUAAGAGUAUGGACAAGGAAUCAGCACAAGGUUGUUUAGAAGAAAUUUCAAUGUUACAUAAAUUACAAGCACCAUGUGUUGUUAAAAUGUUUGACUAUGAAAUUAAAUAUCCAAUGGUUUAUGUAGUAAUGGAAAUGGGAGAUACCGAUCUCAGCCGUCUUUUGAAAACGAUGUCACAGGAAAAGCAAAUUCCUCUUACAAUGAUUUUAUAUUAUUGGACCGAAAUGUUAACAGCUGUUAAGCAUAUACACGAUAACGGAGUAAUUCAUUCAGACUUAAAACCAGCAAAUUUUUUAUUAGUCCGAGGAAGAUUAAAACUUAUAGAUUUUGGAAUUGCUUCUAGUAUGAAUGCUGAUAUGACGUCUGUGAUAAAAAACUGUCCAAUUGGAACUUUAAAUUAUAUUAGUCCAGAAGCUUUAAUGGAUAUUGGUGAAAAUUCGGAUUCUUCUUCAGAGAAUGUCAAAUAUAAGAUAAAUUUUAAGUCAGAUGUAUGGUCUUUAGGAUGUAUUUUGUAUAGUUUAGUGUAUGGCCAUACACCGUUUCAUCAUAUUCGUUCGCAAUGGGCGAAAGUGAACGCAAUAACUAAUCCAAAACUAAAUAUUCCUUUCCCUAAAACUUUGUCGUCAGAGGGUAAUAAAAUUAUACCGUCGCCACCAAUUUUAAUUGAUGUAAUGCGUAAAUGUCUUCAGCAUGACCCAAAAGCACGGCCAACCGUGACUGAGCUUUUACAAAUAGAGUAUAUACCUACUAAAGAAGAACAUGUAUUAACAACACUUCCUGAGAUUCCAGCAAAUAUUUUGGUGAAAAUGAAGCACACGUUGAGUGAAGACGAAUGGCGGCAAUUAACAUGGAUUUUGGAGAACAGACGGUAUACAUGA
This is a messenger RNA of Habropoda laboriosa, 2586 nucleotides long. RefSeq names its product serine/threonine-protein kinase MPS1 (gene Mps1). Gene Ontology annotation, molecular function: protein serine/threonine kinase activity; ATP binding; protein serine/threonine/tyrosine kinase activity. Gene Ontology annotation, biological process: meiotic spindle assembly checkpoint signaling; peptidyl-serine phosphorylation; mitotic spindle assembly checkpoint signaling. NCBI's taxonomy places the organism in Eukaryota, Metazoa, Arthropoda, Insecta, Hymenoptera, Apidae. The transcript has 6 exons. The coding region runs from base 1 to 2586 and encodes 861 amino acids. Gene Ontology annotation, cellular component: nucleus; kinetochore; spindle. The record is from RefSeq and is a predicted model, not a curated record.